Messenger RNA from Trichomycterus rosablanca, 1584 nucleotides. It is a transcript of the gene il20ra, whose product is annotated as interleukin 20 receptor, alpha. The record is from RefSeq and is a predicted model, not a curated record. The transcript has 7 exons. Gene Ontology annotation, cellular component: plasma membrane. Lineage: Eukaryota; Metazoa; Chordata; Actinopteri; Siluriformes; Trichomycteridae. Bases 1 to 1584 code for a protein of 527 amino acids. Gene Ontology annotation, molecular function: cytokine receptor activity; protein binding. Gene Ontology annotation, biological process: cytokine-mediated signaling pathway.
AUGUAUAAACUCCUGCUGUUGGUGCUCUGUGCGCUUCUUCAAGCAGCUUCAGUGUUCCCACUGUUGUCGGCUGACAGACCUGAAGUUUCGGCACCACGACAAGUUCGCUUCCACUCAAUCAACUUAAAAAACACUGUGCUCUGGAACCCAGGAAAAAGAACCAUCCCCGGAACCACGUACACCGUGGAGUACAGCAUAUACGGUGAUGCGGUGGAGGUGGAUGGUAUCGAGCAGGUGGUCUGGAGGUUGGUACCACACUGCAGUAGGAUCAUAACGACAGAGUGUGAUGUGACCAAUCAGACAGACGACACGGAGGAGGAAUAUUUUGUCAGAGUGAAAGCUAACGGACCACAAACGCACUCAGCCUGGACCGAAACCAGCGGCAGGUUCAAACCAAUGAUGGACACGAUCCUGGGAGCACCACGUGUUACGUUACAUUUAGAAGAUAAUUACCUGCACAUUAAGCUAAAGGGACCGUUCAGAUGGAGGAGCAGUGAAACUAAAGGACCGUCUAUGUUAAAAAUCAUCCCCUUCACUGUCUACAAUGUCACUGUGAACAACAAAAUGAGCAACUCAGUGCAAGAAUAUUUCCCAGUAGAAAACGAAUCUCUCAAACUGGGUCCACUGGAGUACAGUUCAGAGCACUGUGUGAUGGCCGAAGCCCUCUCACGGUCACUCCCUCUUAUCAGCAGGCAUUCUGACUGGAGCUGCAUCACCGUACCUGAAGACCCAGUUUUGAAGUGGAUACGGGUCCUGUUGUUGGGAGUUGUCAUUCCCACCUCCAUGUGUCUGUUUGUGUUGGCUGCAGUCGGAGGUUUUGCUUAUUACUACAUCUGGGGUCACAAACAGAAGCUGCCCAAAAGCACGGACCUGGUUCACAUAGAAGAGAAACACCAGACUUUGCAGCCAGAGAAACCUCUCACCAUCAUCAAUGUAAACAUAAUCAACGCUAAUCUGAAUGCAAAAGAGCCGAAGCUCAGCCCCUUUAGCAGCCUUCACCAUCAUAUCACUGAGGAGCCACCGCUCCUGCCACCUGCUGUCCUGCAUCAGCCACCCGUACACGUCGGAGUGGCACCGUCCUACGCAGCCCAGCAGCAACUUCAUCAUCUGCAGCACAUUCCAUCAUCAGGUCCAGAGUGGCAGCAAGACUCUCUAAGUGACGACUAUGGAUUCGUACAGCGAGAGGAGAACAUCCCCGCAGCCACUGACAUGCCAACCACGGCCGAGGUGAACCAGUACAGGACGCAGGACUGCGGUGGAGAAGCAGAAAAGGAGAGAUAUGAAGAACAGAUUACAAAAGAGGAGGAGGAAGAGGAGGAAGGAGAAAUGAGCACAUUCCUGAACUGGGAUCCGGAGACUCGUGUGCUGAAGAUCCCUCUGCUCGGCCAGUUUGACUCUGAUGAUACCACAGAGAUGAACAUAAGGACAGAGCCAGAGAUGAAAGUGGACACCAGUCUGCUCCUGCUCCGUCCUGUCCUCACCAGUGUGGUGGUCAGGCAGUCUUCAGAAGAUUCUGGAGAAGAGGAUGCGUUUACUAAGAUGGAGAAAGACUGGGGGCUGAGGAUUAAUUGCAAUGCUGAAUAA